AUGUCCUCCGCCAAGCGUCGCCGAGGUCCUCCUGCUUCAACAGGGCUUGGACUGAGCCCGGCACUUGCCCGCCCUCCCCGCGCCUGCACCUCCACCGCUGCCAGCCUCCCCGCCGCCGCCACGACCACCACCUCGCCCUCGCAGGUGCUCCAGAACUACCACCAGGACGCCAAGGCCGCCACCAACCGCCAGAUCAACCUGGAGCUCUACACCUCCUACGUCUCCCUGUCCAUGUCUUACUACUUUGACCGAGAUGAUGUGGCUUUGAAGAACUUCACCAAUUACUUUCUUCACGAAUCUCACGAGGAGAGGGAACAGGAGGAGAAACUGAUGAAGCUGCAGAAGCAGCGCGGUGGCCGGAUCUUUCUUCAGGAAAUCAAGAAACCAGACCGUGACAACUGGCAGAACAGGCUGAACGCGAUGGAGUGUGCCUUGCCCUUGGAGAAGAGCGUGAAUCAGUCACUCCUGGAGCUGCACAAGCCGGCCACUGAUAAGAAUGACCCCCACCUGUGUGACUUCAUCGAGACUCACUGCCUGGCUGAGCAGGUGAAGGCCAUCAAACAGAUGGGUGACCAUGUGACCAACCUGCGCAAGACGCGAGCCCCCGAGUCCCGCACGGCAGGGUACCUCUUUGACAAGCAUACCCUGGGGGACAGCGACAAGAGCUAACAUCACUAAGGCAGC
Chinchilla lanigera (long-tailed chinchilla) is the source of this 684-nucleotide messenger RNA. RefSeq names its product ferritin heavy chain-like. Lineage: Eukaryota; Metazoa; Chordata; Mammalia; Rodentia; Chinchillidae. Gene Ontology annotation, molecular function: ferric iron binding; ferrous iron binding. The record is from RefSeq and is a predicted model, not a curated record. The transcript has a single exon. Bases 1 to 669 code for a protein of 222 amino acids. Gene Ontology annotation, biological process: iron ion transport; intracellular iron ion homeostasis. Gene Ontology annotation, cellular component: cytoplasm.